Molecule: messenger RNA, 1047 nt
Organism: Penaeus vannamei (Pacific white shrimp)
Lineage: Eukaryota; Metazoa; Arthropoda; Malacostraca; Decapoda; Penaeidae
Source: RefSeq, a predicted model, not a curated record
AUGGCUCUGAAUCCGACGUUUGAACCAGUGCUGUGUUUAUCCAGCAUAUCUACCAGGGGCCGGAUUCUCAAAGAGCCUCAGUUAAGACGCUUGGAAGCCUUAACCGUCCUGCUGUAUUUCCCUUAUAUAAGAGCGAAGAGUGGCGAUUUCCCGGCCGCCAAGCUAAAGGCUACUCUCUCCCCCUGCCUUCACCUAAGGCGCCUCAACUCGCACCAAUAUGGGCCUCCCAUCUGCCGUAAGGCUACCAGUUGCACAGCUACGGUUCUCGCCUCAGCUGGGGAUACGAUGAAGCUCACUUACCUGUUGCUGGCUCUGGCCGCCGCCCUCGUGAUAGCGGAAGCCAGCCCUCUGGCCGCUGCUGAAAAUGAGGAAGGGGAGAACGAGUUUCACGAAGGCAACGGCGAAAACGGGGAAGUGGGAGAAAACGGGAACGGAGAACGGGAAGAAGCCAACGGGGAGGAAGAGACGAACGGAGGAAAUGGAGAAAUGAAUGAAGCUGAGGCCGAGGCCGAGGAGGUGAAUGAAGCCGAGGCUGGAGAAAUGGAUGAAGCUAAUGAGGCUGAAGAGAUGAGUGAAAACAACAACGUAGAAGGAUCGACCGGAAAUGAGGCGUCAGGUGGCGUUGAAGGCCGCACUCGGGGCAACAACAGCCAACAGGGCAGCUCUCGCUUCCUCGGAGGAUCUCUCGAUUCUCUCCUCAACCUUGGACAGUCUGUCGUGGGAGGAUUUCUCGGUGGUCUCGGCAACCCCAACUUCGGAACCGGUCCUACAAGCCCAGGCUUCGGAGGCAGCCCCGUUGGUCCAGGCUUCGGAGGCAGCCCCGUCGGCCCAGGCUUCGGAGCAGCUUCGGAGGCCCCGUACGUCUGUUGCAAACCAGGCAGUUGCCCGCCCGUGCGUCCAACCUGCCCUCAGGUGAGGGAUUUCGCUCCACCCACGCCUUGUUCAAGCGAUUUCCAGUGCUUUGGUACCGAUAAGUGUUGCUACGACUCCUGCCUGCAGGAGACCGUCUGCAAGCCACCUCUGGGUAUCGGAGGCUUCGGUCGCUGA